Messenger RNA from Nematostella vectensis (starlet sea anemone), 3158 nucleotides. RefSeq names its product dystrophin. Gene Ontology annotation, cellular component: actomyosin contractile ring; cell projection; cortical actin cytoskeleton. Gene Ontology annotation, molecular function: actin lateral binding. Gene Ontology annotation, biological process: actin filament bundle assembly; actin cytoskeleton organization. The coding region runs from base 98 to 2851 and encodes 917 amino acids. Lineage: Eukaryota; Metazoa; Cnidaria; Anthozoa; Actiniaria; Edwardsiidae. The transcript is spliced from 16 exons. The record is from RefSeq and is a predicted model, not a curated record.
CGAGAGUCCUCUACUUACUUACUUAAAGCCUUUUCAAAGUAUUUAUUAGCCAAGCUUAGUUUAAUCUGUGUAAUAUUUUUGCCACUUCUAUGCUGUGAUGUUUGGGGCUUACAACAGAAGACAGCACAGAGCUCAAGUAUUAUUCAAGUCUGCUGCAAAAGACACCAAACCACUGCUAAUAAACCCUGGCUUUUUGGAGCAAAAUAUUUUCGAGUUCAUCUUGCAAGAUUUGGCCUAUUGGUCUACGCAUGCGCUUUGGAGGCUAACAAACUUCAAUGUGCGAUUACAAGAUAAAACGGGCGUCUGGGAACAAAGGCAGAAGGAAUUGAUGGGAGAGUGGAAAGCCAACGCUUUAAAGUAUUCCAAGAACUUGAGAACAAUUGAAGAAUCCUGGAAAAAACUCGGGCCCUUUCCUUGCGAGCUUGAGACAAGUGAACAAGAUGUACUCCCCAUGGUUCAAAACGAUGACAUCGUACUGUGGAAGCAGCACAUUUACGAGAGCGAGCAGCAGACAAAAAGCGCAAUUGAAAGACUUCGAUACAUACAUCGGGACCGAAAGCGUAAAAGAUCAUCGCCAGGUAAAGCGCUCAAGAAGUCACUUAAGAAGAAGCGGGUAUCAAGAAAAAUUCAACUGGACGCUAUCAUAAAUUUCUUGGACCAUUUCAUGGUUCUGCUUGAUAACCAAUUUGCGCAUGCAGAGUUGACGGAGCAGUUCAUCACCCUUGGUAACCACCGUGUGGCUGGUGGUGAGCUUAGCGAGGAGAACGCGAUCAAGCUGAGGAAUGAACUGGUUGCUCUAAACGCGCGAUGGAACAAACUGAACGAAGAAACGCUAAGCCUUGCGGACAGGGUGGACCAGUUUGUACAGGACGUCGACAAGGAGUACAAGAAGCAUGCGCUGUGGUUCACCAAGUGCGACAACAUGGACCAGUGGCUGGCAGAGAGCGAGAAGCUGAUUCGUCAGCAGAGUAAAGUGUCAGAUGAACCUAAAGAGCUCAAGGAGCAGAUGGAUGAUAUUCAGGCAUUCCGUAAAGAAAUGAGAGAUUACCAGCAAACUGCGUCCGAAGUCAUGCUUGUCGGGGACCAAAUAAUUGAGCGCAACAAGAUGGACCAUGUUGACAUCGAGACGACGGAAAAAAUAACGGAGGCCUUAAGAUUACGGUGGACAUCAAUAGAACAACAUUUGACCAACCGGCAUGAUCUUAUAAUCACUCGGUUGCGAAUUACAUCCAAAGACUGGUCCAAACAAGACCCGUCUCCAUGGAAGGACAUGACCGAAAAGUUGCAGACCUCGCUCACCGCCGCAGAAUACAAACUGGGCUCCCUUGAUGAACAUCUAGAGCCCACAGCCGACCACGAGACACUUGAGCUAUGUACAGCGGAGAUUCGGGAUGUUGAAGUGCAGUUGAAGAAUCACACAAACGAGGAACUAUCAUCUCUGUCCAGCUCCAGCGCCGCGUGGAUUAACACCAAACAACUGACGCCCGAGGGGGAACAGAAGGUUCUUGACACUAUCAACGAGCUACACAGGAAGAUGGCACAGCUAGAGGAAGGCGUGACUCAAAGGCGAACCAGAAUCCAAGAGAUAUGCGGCAAACGUGCUGGGGACCGGGUCGAGGAAUGCGAACGAACCUUGAACGAUCUGGAUAACUUUUCCAUGGCUAAUUUCUCCGCCUCUGGCGCCAGCAUUUUGGAAGUACAGACACAGCUGAUGGAGAUGCAGAAAUUCGAGGCUCGCCUUUCAGAAGAAGAAGGCAAGGUCUCUCACGUGCGAACACAGUACGAAAACGCGGCAAAGACCGGAAUGCUUGACGAGGCAACUGCGACACGGAUAGGAUACAGACUGCAGGAUCUGCAGACUCAGUGGAAAGAACUGAAGAGAGAGAAUCAAACAAGUAAACAAAGGUUGGUAGCCGCAUUACUGCUCUUCAGUCGAGAGUUGAUGGGGGAUAUCUACAGCUGGCUUGACGAGGCCGAGGCACAACUCGACGCCAUUUACGUACGCGAAGGAGACAGGAAGGCACUAGAAAAAGCCUACGACAAACACAAGGAAGUAAGUGAUGAAAUGGGAGUUUUUGAACCUUCGAUACGUACAGCGGUAAGGCUUGUUAGAAAGGUUGUAGACGAGGGACUGCUGGACGAAGAUGGUGGACGCAGCUACAUGGAAGAGAUGGACGUUCUGGAGAAGCGCAUGGAUAACUUGAGGAAUACCGCUGACUACGAUGAAGCUCGACUAAAGGAAGCUCUCGAGCGCUGUCCACCAAAAAACGAUAUCAUCGACCCGAUUGUUGUCGCCGACGUCCAAGCAGAAGUCGAAUCCACUCCAUAUAUGGACAACGACAACAUGCCGUUGAGCGACGAGGGCUUCGGAGAUGCCGACAGUACUUCGGGAACAGAGGGCACGAAAGAGGUCAACAGUAACAAGAUUAACCUGAAAAUGGAAGAGUAUAACCUGCACAUGCGCAAUAUGCAUCACUGGAUAGACGAGUCUGAGAGCUUGCUUAACCGCUUCAAAGUCAACAUGGACCCAGAAGAGGCGUCCCGGCUACAGCGCCAGGUGGAUGAAAGAUAUUGCGACCUCGACAGAAAAGAAACCCAAAUGGAUUUUAUUACAAAAUUCUCCCGGAAAUUAGAAAAAGAUCUAGACGAUCCCGACUAUACGGAGGAGAUCGAAGAUGAGCUUUGUAUUCUUCUGAAGCGCUGGACUAACAUACAGGAAGCGCUAGAGGGAGCAACAGACCGGGUUAUACAUAGGAACAGGAAACUCAAAGGGGGUGGAGACAAGGGGAACGGGUGUUGUCUGAUGGUGGCCUUUAGAAAAAAGAUGUCCACGAUGUGUGCAUACAAGUAACAUGAAAAGAGGCGUUUCAAAGGAAGAGAAAAUCCAAAGAAAAGGAAACUUCCGCCUUCAGAAAAAAAGCCUAGAAUGGGCAUAUAAUUUACUUGAUGAGACCAAAGGCAUGGAGGGAGAGUGGAAUUGACUUGUCUGUGUGACAAAGUUAGUAAGUUAAGAAGAACGACAGCGCUGGAGACUAAGAAAAAAAACGAGUAUGAAAAUACCUUUUUAGCAGGAAUUGAUGUAACUUAUCUUUGAGCAUCAAACGGAUGUAAAUAUGAAAAGAUUUUUCAAAUAAAAUAUUUUGCCAUGGCUUUAUAAA